Schistosoma spindalis is the source of this 1265-nucleotide messenger RNA. The record is from the annotation of a GenBank genome assembly. Lineage: Eukaryota; Metazoa; Platyhelminthes; Trematoda; Strigeidida; Schistosomatidae.
CUCGGAGUUCUGGUGCAAAGAUGAAGGUCGUAGUUUCGAGCUCAGCGUGCAGAACCGUGGAUGUGCACUGUCGAUGAGAAGUACCAUACUAGAACAAAACAGUCAUCUAGUAUUUCUAACUUUUCACUGGUAGUCUAACAUUGAUCAAUUCACAAUUUUAAUGAACUUCAACAAUCUCCUUAACUCUAUACCAAUAAUCUCCUAGUUUUUUUUCUACUUCUUCAAUUUUCCUUUUUUUUCUUUUCAUUUUCAAGGAAAUUUUAUCAAAAUAUCCAGAAGUGAAACAAUUAAUGGGACCAGAUAUUAAAUUGGUUUAUUUAAGUUCAUUUGAAGUUAUCUUACAAUUUAUGAUGGCUUUAUAUAUAUCAAUUUAUCAACCACCAUUUUUAAUAUGGUUAUUUUUAACAUAUACAAUUAGUGGAACAAUUAAUCAUUCACUUGGUUGUGCUAUACAUGAAGUUGGACAUAAUUUAUUAUUUGGUCAUAAAUAUGGUAAAGCAAAUCGUUUAUAUUCAAUAUUUAUUAAUUUACCAAUGGGUUUACCUAUAGCUAUAUCUUAUAAAAAAUAUCAUCAAACUCAUCAUAGAUGGUUAGGACAUGAAAAUGGUGAUGCAGAUAUGCCAUUAUUAUUAGAAGCAAAAUUAUUUACUCAUCCAAUUAGUCGUUUUAUAUGGAUAAUUAUUCAUCCAUUAUUUUAUGCAUUUCGUCCAUUUAUAAAACAUCCAUUACCAUUAACAUUAUGGGAAAUAAUUAAUUUUUUUAUACAAAUUAUAUUUAAUAUAAUAGUAUGGUAUUAUUUAGGUAUAUGGGCAUUAAAUUAUUUUAUUAUUGGUACAUUACUUGGUUUAGGUUUACAUCCAUUAAGUGGACAUUUUAUAAGUGAACAUUAUUUAUUUACUGAUCAACAAGCAACACAUUCAUAUUAUGGUAUUGGAAAUUAUUUAAUUUAUAAUUUAGGUUAUCAUGUUGAACAUCAUGAUUUUCCAUAUAUUGCAUAUACAAAAUUACCUAAAUUAAAAGAGAUUGCUAGUGAAUAUUAUGAUUAUUUACCAUAUCAUACAUCAUUAUGUAAAGUAUUAUGGGAUUUUAUAUUUAAACCAAAUCAUGGUCCACAAGCUCAUAGUGUUACAUCACAAGAUUUAUCAAAACCACAAAUAUACACACAUCAUUCUAUAUCAAAUAAUCUAUUCAAAUGUACUAAAGAAAUUUUACAUAAAUCUGAAUUGGAACAAUGUAAAAAACAAAAAAGAAAAAAGGAACAAUAA